AUGGCGCCGCAGUAUCAGAUCAAUGCGGAUCGGCGGUAUAGCAUCGCUUGCGUAGGAGGAGGUAUUGGUGGAUUGUGCACAACCAUAGGCUUGCUCCAUCAAGGCGUACCAGUGGAGAUCUACGAAGCUGCGCCAGCCUUCGCAGAGAUCGGAGCAGGCGUAUCACUAGGACCCAAUGCCGCGCGAGCUAUGCAGCUGAUCGAUCCAGCCAUCUACGAAGGCUUCCUAAAGUGUGCAACGAACAAUGCAUGGCCGGAGCAACAGCACUCGUGGUUCACGUUUCGAAAGGGGCAAGAUAACACGUCAAAGUUUGGUACGAAGAUACUCGACUUGUGGUGUGAGACUGGGCAGAGCAGCGUACAUCGCGCGAGGUUUCUGGACGAGCUGGUAGCGCUCGUGCCGAAAGAGAUCGCACACUUCGGCAAAGCACUUCAAGACAUCGAGGACAAGGGUGACCACGUCAUACUACACUUUGCUGAUGGAACAACCGCGAAACAUAGUGCAGUCAUUGGGUGUGAUGGCGUCAAGAGCCGGACGAGAGAGGUCCUUCUCGGCAAAGAGCAUCCGGCAACCAAGCCAUCGUUCUCGGGCAAAUACGCAUAUCGUGGGCUUAUCCCAAUGGAGGAUGCGGCAGCCCUCAUGGGCGACGAGCUGGCGCGAAACUCUCAAAUGUUCAUGGGCCAAGGUGGCCACAUUCUCACGUUCCCGAUCGAGCGUGGACAGACCAUGAAUGUUGUGGCCUUCGGAACCAAAGAAGAUGGACAGUGGGAGGAUCCUGAAUGGGUCAAGCCAAUGAAUAGAGAGGCCAUGUUCGAAGACUAUAGCGGAUGGACGGAAGCAACGCAGCAGAUAUUGAGCAUGAUGCAGAAGCCCGACAUUUGGGCGCUGUUUGAUCACCCGCCGGCACCAACAUACACUAAAGCCCGGAUAUGCAUACUUGGAGACGCUGCACAUGCUUCAACGCCCCACAACGGCGCUGGUGCUGGCCAAGCUAUUGAGGACGCCCUUUGCAUGAGUCGGGUCAUGCGCCUUGUCUACGAUGCUGCAGAUAUCUCGAGGGCCUAUGCAGCCUUUGAUCAGAUCCGGAGACCACGGUCGCAGCGGCAGGUACAGAUCGCUAGAGACAGUGGUUGGCUGUACGAUCUGCAAUUGCCAGGAUAUAUGGACGACUGGGAGAAGAUCAAGGAGUUGUUGCAGACUAAGCAGAAGUGGGUGUGGGACCACGAUCUUGAGGCAGACGUUCGGGAGGCCGAGAGAGUAUUCAGAGAGGAGACGGCGAGAUUAUGA
This is a messenger RNA of Saxophila tyrrhenica, 1287 nucleotides long. RefSeq lists its product as uncharacterized. NCBI's taxonomy places the organism in Eukaryota, Fungi, Ascomycota, Dothideomycetes, Mycosphaerellales, Extremaceae. Gene Ontology annotation, biological process: secondary metabolite biosynthetic process. The record is from RefSeq and is a predicted model, not a curated record. The transcript is spliced from 2 exons. Bases 1 to 1287 code for a protein of 428 amino acids. Gene Ontology annotation, molecular function: FAD binding.